Molecule: messenger RNA, 4609 nt
Organism: Acromyrmex echinatior (Panamanian leafcutter ant)
Lineage: Eukaryota; Metazoa; Arthropoda; Insecta; Hymenoptera; Formicidae
Gene: ema
Product: C-type lectin domain containing ema
Biological process (GO): regulation of autophagosome maturation; endosomal transport; vacuolar transport
Cellular component (GO): Golgi apparatus; late endosome
Source: RefSeq, a predicted model, not a curated record
UAACGGUAACAUACGAGUCGAGUUACACUGUCGCGAUAGAAAAUUGUAUGUGCUAUUGAAUAAACGAACAUUUUUGUUAUUUUACAAAUUCGAGUUUCCUCCAAUACCAUAAUUCAUUAUAUGUAGCAAUCCGUUUGAUAUUUGUAGAAAGUGAGAAAGAGAAUGCUAGUGCAAUCUAGUGCAGGAACAGAAAACAGACCUCUAGAGUCAAGUUUUGGAACGCACCCCUGCGAACAGUCCAUAGACGGGAGGGCAGAGAUUUAGAAAGAGACAUCAUCUAACUGCACGCAUCAUGUUAUCCCUUCCAUGACCUAACUCAAAUGGCGAUGUAAAAUAUAAUAAAGUUCUCUCGCGCGACAGUUAUGCUGCACACGUUGCUAUUUCAUAUGAUGGACAAGAUCUCGACAAAAGGGUACAUCUCUACAAUUGUGGCGUGAAAAAGAGAAAGAGAGAGUUGCUGCAGGUACAUUAGGUACAUACAGCUUGGGUGGAGUGCGAAUGCAGGCAUGUCUAUACGAGAUAACUGAAAAUGUUUCGCAGUCGGAGCUGGUUUGGUGGCGGACUUUGGAAGCCCAAAAACCCACAUUCCCCGGAGCAUCUUAAGUACUUAUACAAUGUCUUGUCAAAGAAUCAGACUGUGUCUGAGAACAAUAGAGGUUUGCUGGUCGAAACAUUACGUUCGAUAGCUGAGAUUCUUAUAUGGGGUGAUCAAAAUGAUAGUAGUGUGUUUGAUUUUUUUUUGGAAAAGAACAUGCUUUCGUUUUUUCUGCGCAUUAUGAAGCAAAAAUGUGGGAGCUAUGUAUGCGUUCAAUUGCUUCAAACGUUGAAUAUUUUAUUUGAAAACAUACGUAAUGAGACAUCCUUAUAUUAUCUAUUAAGUAACAAUCAUGUAAAUAGUAUAAUAGUGCACAAAUUUGACUUCAGCGAUGAAGAAGUAAUGGCAUAUUAUAUUAGUUUCCUGAAAACAUUGAGUUUGAAGUUGAAUGCACAUACAAUACAUUUCUUCUAUAAUGAGCAUACCAAUGAUUUCCCACUGUACACAGAAGCGAUCAAAUUUUUCAAUCAUUCAGAAGGUAUGGUGCGUAUAGCUGUAAGAACUUUGACUCUAAAUGUGUAUCGUGUUGAGGAUGCAUCUAUGCUAGCUUUCAUAAGAGAUCGCACUGCUGCGCCAUAUUUCAGUAAUCUCGUAUGGUUUAUCGGUGACCAUAUUAUAGAAUUAGACACUUGUGUCCGAAAUGAUGCCGAUCAUCAAAGUCAAAACAGAUUGUCAGAUUUGGUUGCCGAACAUUUAGAUCAUCUUCAUUAUCUAAAUGAUAUUUUAUGUUUGAAUAUACCAGACUUGAAUAAAGUUUUAUCAGAACAUUUAUUACAUAAACUGUUAGUCCCAUUGUAUGUCUAUUCUCUAAUGAAAUACAAAAACACGUGCCAAACUCAGGAUGAAAGAAAACACGUCAGUGUUGUGGUAGCGCUUUUUCUACUUUCUCAAGUCUUUUUGAUAGUAUCGCAUGAACCUCUUGUACAUACGUUAGCGACUGUAAUGCUCAUGUCCGAUUUAGAGACGAUUCAAGUUGGAACAAAUAGUGUUCUCGAAAAAUUUGGAGAUAUAAUAUCGAAUAAAUCUGUUACUUUCUCACUUCCGAAAGAAACAUUGAAAAAAUCUUGGGAAAUUUUAAAUGAAAUACGCUCAACAUCUAAAGAAUUGCAAGCUCGGGAAAGCAAUAUAAGAAAUAUAAAAGAAGUAGUUAAAAAUGCAAUUGACGAAUUGCAAGAAUUUCAUCACCCAAGCACGUCUUUUGACGAUACUUCAACCCCUAUAAAUACUCCUGUUCUUACGAAUACAUCAUUAAAUAUAAGUAAUUCAAGUGAAGAGGAUUUAGAGGAAAUUAAGCACGAAUUGAAUGUAACGGAUGAAGAAAAAGAACAACGUUUGGCAUUGGAGAGCCCUUUACCUCAUCAAAGUCAAAAUAACGUAUUUGAAUCUUUAACAAAAAAACCAUUUCUAGAAACAAUAACCAAUUCCUUAUUAUGUACAGAAAAUGAUUAUGCUGCAUUAUUCGCGCUUUGCUUAUUAUAUGCAUUAGCUAAUAACCAGGGUAUAAGUCCUAAAAUUCUGGAUAUAAUGUUAUCUCCAUUUCAUAAUAAUACGUCGACGAAAAAUUCCUAUAAUGAAUUACUCAUGGAUAGGUUGAUUCAUAUUAUAACUUUGAGUUGUCAAACAAAUUCCAAAGUGAGACUUGUUACAUUGGAAUUAACUAUCAAGCUAUUAACACAACUGACAGUAUCUGAAGGACAAUGUCUAUUACGAGAAUCGCAUCUAACAGUUAUUGAAGCAGCGAAAGAACAAAGCACAUCUCUGCUCAAAAAUUUUUACAAAAGCGAAGACAUUUUUUUGGACAUGUUUGAAGACGAAUACAGCGAAAUACAAAAACGACCAUUAAAUGUCGAAUGGUUAAUGAUGGAUAGCAAUAUUUUGUUGCCACCUACAGGCACACCUAUGACUGGAAUUGAAUUUAGUAAAAGGCUACCAUGUGGUGAGGUGGAAAGGGCGCGUCGUGCGAUAAGAGUUUUCUUUUUGAUAAGAGAAUUAUCUCUGAUACUCAAUAUGGAAGUGGAAACACAAUUACCACUGACUAAUCCAGCUAAUUGCGUACAAGUUAACAAUGUUCUUGAUCUAAAUAACAGUGAUUUGAUUGCAUGCACUGUCGUGUGGAAAGAUGGUCAGAAAAUUCGCCGUUUCUUAGUCAUUGAUGUUAUGCAAUUAAUUCUUGUGGAACCUGAUAUCAGUAAGCUUGGAUGGGGUGUUGCAAAGUUAGUUGGUUUUUUACAAGACAUUGAUGUGACCGGCGACAAGGACGAUUCAAGAUGUUUGUACCUGACAAUUUACAAACCAUUAAGUAACAGCACGGGCAAUCGUAUACCAUUGCUGUCGGCUAAAUUUAUUUUCGAUGAUCAUAUCCGAUGUAUGGCGGCUAAACAAAGGUUGACAAAAGGACGAAUAAAAGCAAGACAAAAGAAGAUGAAUCAGAUUGCAAGAUUGUUGGAUAUUCCAACGAGUAUAUCUCAUUGUUCAACACCACCCAAUUAUGCUUUGCGUAGUUUGCGACAUGAACGUAUAAUCGGACGUGGUCAGAGACUACAGAGAGAUCAAGCAAGACCGAUGUUUAUGGUAAAUAAAGUUCCUGGAUUUGCGGCACAAAUGCGUAGAGAGAAUAUUAAGCCGGUACAAUCGUCGAAUUCCAAACGUGAUGAUGCAAGUUCAAAUGAGAAGAUUCAUGAAAAUAGUUUGCGAUCUAGAGAUGCCUCUGGUUCACCUAAGAUGCCAAGACCGCGGAGCGAGGAAAUUCCUCUAGAAGAUAUGUGUAUUCGGAAAGCUUCUCUUACGUCCAAUGGACUAAAUGUAACGCACAUAUGUCCAGAAAGGAGGGACAGUCAAGGUGCUUGCUCGAAUAAUGAAUCCUCGUCUGUAAUUAGGAAACAUUCUGAAGAAACGUCUUUCACAUCUCCGCAAAGGCAAGAAUCAAAGCCACGUAGAAAAGGUCAAGUGGAAACUGUGUGAUUAAACUAGGCAAACUAGUGUAAUUCAAACUAAACGUAUCUUUAAAAAAAUCUUAAGAGGAUGAAUGAAAAUGUGUACAUGCCAUACUUCUAACUUAGCCAAAAAAAGCCUGCUUGACUAAAUUAAGAAAAAAAUUUAGUGUUUAUGAAUUUUAUCUUAUAACGAGUAAAAUUGUAGUUUUUAUGAUACUUUUAUCAAAUAUGUGAUAAUAAUAUCAAUGAAAGCUCUUAUGAUGACUAACACAGAAAAAAAUAAUGAGGUGGAAGCUAUUAAUAAUAUUGUCAUACUUUUCUUUGUGUUAGAAAUCACUGAGACUGCCCUUAUUUAUAUAGACAUAUCUCUUACAUCUUAAUUUAACUUCUAAAAUUUAUUUGCGCUACACUAUUCCAUGUAACUAUCACUUUAAUGGUAAAGAAAUCGUGCAACAAUUCUUGUAAUUAUUUCAUAUAUGUAUAUGUAUCCCUGUUUUGAGAAGAUUACAAUUUUUCUAUAUAAUUUGAAGAGUAAAGAAAGUUAUAUAAGGUUCUUUAGAUGAUAUUAAUCAUUUAUAAGUAAGAAGCAAAGCCUAUACUAGUCGAAGUCUAUCUGGAGUGCUUUAAAUAAUUUCAAAUGACUUGAUAUAUCACGUUUGUGACCGAAUUUGUAAAUUACCGAAUUGAUUUUUCGGACUUGGAAACGCAAUUGAACUACCAUAUAAGUAUCACAAAUAUAAUAUCACAAAUUAAAUUGAUUAGCAAUUUUAAUGUCAUGCUCAAUGACAUCAUUUUAAGAUGUCUUUCUUAAUGUAUUGAAAAUCUGUAAAUAAAUUUAUUACAAAAAAUAUUACCUCGGUCGGAAGUCAAACCCAGAUCUUUAGUAUUCUGUGCGAGCAAUUCGAGAUAUAAAUGUAUGGUAUAUAAAUUCACAUGAAAUUAUUUAAGCACUCAAGAUCUAGUUUCAACCAGUAUAGGCAUGUUUCUUAUUGUGUAUUCACAUUAUAUGAUCCUAGUAAAUCAUUUAUUAUUGUUUAAUCAUAUUAUAUUUUAAAUAAAUAAAAAUCCCUUCAAAAAUUAA